Lithohypha guttulata is the source of this 1017-nucleotide messenger RNA. It is a transcript of the gene STS1, whose product is annotated as Tethering factor for nuclear proteasome sts1. The record is from RefSeq and is a predicted model, not a curated record. NCBI's taxonomy places the organism in Eukaryota, Fungi, Ascomycota, Eurotiomycetes, Chaetothyriales, Trichomeriaceae. Gene Ontology annotation, cellular component: nucleus; nuclear membrane. The transcript has a single exon. Gene Ontology annotation, biological process: nuclear protein quality control by the ubiquitin-proteasome system; proteasome localization. Gene Ontology annotation, molecular function: proteasome binding. Bases 1 to 1017 code for a protein of 338 amino acids.
AUGAGUAGCCUAGCUACACCCCCAAUUCCUCCUCACUUCCACGAGUACCAACGUCUCUCUCCUACAAGAUCAAGUGGGUAUAUUUCUACCUACGACACCAGCAGUUCUAACAUCCAGUUAGUGGCCAACAAUACUCCUUCUAAUCCUCGAAAGCGGAAAGCGUCUCCAUCCAGCGAAGACGAUGAAAUGAGCACAUCCCCACAACCAGCAAAUGCAAGAUUACCAACACAACAGCCGUUCUCGAGGAAGAAGGCGAGACCCAACUUGACCGGCAGACCAUUGACUGUCGACCGCCUAUUAGAAACGCUCGAGAAAGACAGCUUGAGAUCGGUGCUGAAGACCUUGGCCGAUCGAAACCCACAACUAAGAGAUGAAAUCCUUCACAUCGCUCCUAGACCAUCCGUCAAUAGCACACUAGAAGUUCUCAACCACUAUCUGCAAGAACUACGCUCCUCCUUCCCUCUGGGCCCCAACCCACGAUCAGACUAUUCCUACGAUCGAGUACGGCCACAAUGGAACAACCUACUGAACGCCUUGACGGAUUUCACUCCUCACUUUCUACCACCUAAUGAAGGUCAAUCCUCAAUCAGUCUCACAUACCUGGAUGGGUUGACCCAGAUAAUACAUCAACUGCCCGAAUGGGAUACAGCACAGUACAACUUAGCCAAACAGGAAGCCUACGAAUCAAUCUCUAGAGCCUGGGCCACUGUCAUCAAGGAAGCCAGCAAACGUGCCGGUGGUAUACAGUUACAAUACGGUGGCUGGGAGGAGAAGAUACGUGAGCACAAUCAGAAGAGCCGCGGCCUAAUGCAGGAAGCAUACGAUGAGUUGGCUCAGUCUAUGUGGCUAAGACCUAGCUCGCAGGCUCAGUCUAGCGCCGGCUUAUCUCAAUCGAGACAGGAUGUCAGGAACCAGUUGUUUGGAGGAACCUACGGGUCAGAUCAACAACAACAACAACAACAACAACAACAGCACCAACCAAUCAUGAACAUGAGAACAGGCAAUGGUGGUUGGUAG